Messenger RNA from Rhagoletis zephyria (snowberry fruit fly), 2157 nucleotides. RefSeq lists its product as uncharacterized. The record is from RefSeq and is a predicted model, not a curated record. Lineage: Eukaryota; Metazoa; Arthropoda; Insecta; Diptera; Tephritidae. Gene Ontology annotation, molecular function: RNA binding.
AUGGAGUACACCUCAGGCAACAGUGUUAACCAGAACAUGUGUGCCACAAUGUGCACUCCUUUACAUUUCGCUUACCCUUUGUCAUCGCCGAUUUCUUCGGAUGGUGCAAGCGGAAGCAAUUUUACACCAUCUCCACCACAGUCUUCGGUAUCUAGUCCACAGCUACAACGCUCCAGCAACUGCCAGCAAAUGCAGCAAUUUACACUCAUGCAGAUGAAUGGCCGUAAAGUGCUUGGCCCUCCAGAGGGUUGGCACGGUCCACCGCCCUCAAGUGCAUGUGAACUGUUUGUGCGUCGUAUUCCCCGAGAUCUAAAUGAACAAAAGUUAAUCCAGCCAUUUUUACGAUUCGGACGCAUAUAUGAAAUACGCUUGCCAAUGGAUUUCAAUCAGGCAAAUCGAGGUUACGCAUACGUCAAGUAUACCACUGAGGAAGAAGCAGCUUGCGCAAUGGAAGUGCUGAGCCAUUUUUAUAUAGCUCCUAAACGCAAGCUGGAAAUUCUACAUUCAUAUGAAAAAUGUUGCUUAUUCGUUAGCAACAUACCAAAACAUUUAGAUGAAAGCGAGGUUGAGGAAAAGUUGCGUGCAGUUUUUCCCACUAUGGAACGUGUAUAUUCUCGGGGGCCCGGUUUAUCUCAAAGGAGUUUUGGCCAAUGUCGCGAGAAUGAUGGGUAUGACAACGCAACUUUGAGAUUCAAUGGAUCGCACCAAGUUAUGCUUGCAGCAUCCAACGACCAAAGGAACCGUGGUCAUGUCUUCAUACACUUUCCUUCUCACUUGGAUGCAUUAGAAGCAAAGAAGAGUACAACGCCGGGAGUGAUACGGAUGUGGGAUCGUGAUUUAAAAGUUGUUUGGGCCAACACAGAACGUGACACUGACAUGUCAAAAUGCAAUAAAACACUAUUCGUUCGCAAUGUGGAUCUUUGCGUAAACAAUCGUGAUAUCAUCGACUUGCUUGUAAACUGCGUACCGCGGCAGGAGAUACGUAAAAUUACAAAAGUUAGAACAAUAGCAUUCUUUGAUUUUACUACUCGCGAGGCGGCCGAGAAAUGUUUGGAUCAGUUGCAAGGAACCAUGUUGCGUGGCCAACGGCUUGGCCUUGAAUGGGCUAAGCCAUCGGAGAAGCAAUCAUUGCAUCGCAUGUGCAGGACGGACUUCGAUGCAAUGCUUCGUCUUAAAUGCAUUGCGAACUCCUGGCAAAUUCCAGUAAUAAUCUUCGGUACGUACUACGAGCACGAGGGAUUGCAGUAUGGCGCGGUGAUGCUGCGCAAUGCCAAUAGCACGGCGCGAGCUAUUUUCUGUGCAUUGCAGACUCAUGAACUAGUCGACAUCCACUCGCGUAUUUGUGAAGUAGUAUGUGUUCUUUUGGAGACCAUAGGUACUUUUCCUGACUAUAACUACGUGUUCUUCGUUGAGAAAGACAACGCACAUCUUCUCGGAAUGGUUACACAUGAUGCACAAUCCGUUGGUUUCAUCGCCUCUUUUCAGGUGCCAAAAUAUCUAUGUUUCGAUUUAAAUGAGCUGAUCGAUCUGAGCUGGGCCGUGGCAACUUUGGCCGCUGUUAAUGAAGAUGAUCUACUUCAAGCUUAUCACGAAAGUUUUCUAGUGAAUACUACGGCCACGUAUUUACAAAAUUUAGUGGUUUCCGGCCACCGGGUUUUCGGCACAGUUAUGCCAAAGUAUCGCAAUAAGGCGCCACUAAAUCACAAUCUAAAUGAUACCCAAAUAGUACUUGCUUUGUGCUACGUUACAACCGGUACCAAUUCCGCAUUACAAACCCGUCCAUACCUCGCUUAUCCUGCAUCCAUGUUUGAUAGCGGUUACGAAGGGUUGCGUUUCGUUUCGCUAAAAUUGUUACCCAUUGCCGUCACCCAAUCACGCUUUUUGGUGCAUCACGUGCUCAACCAUGUUCAGUUCGGCAAUGUACAAUAUUUUCAUCCGGAACAACGUUUCCAAUAUCCACCUUUAUGGAUCACUGGCUGCUCUUAUACCAAAUCACUGAAGCAUCCCAAACAAGAGCGAAUAACGCAUGCUCAGCAACAUAUCACACAAAGUCAGCAACAGCACAGCUUAAUGACAAAUGGCACAUAUAUGCCUGCAACUUAUGUAAGCUCGAGCAUUAAAACCCCGAUCCACGGAGGAUCGCUGGGCGAAAAUUAG